GUAUCAUGACGUGUCCCCCUUGAGCCAUACCUAACGUCUCCCCUGCAAUUUCCAUUACAUUAUUAUUCCCACUCUGAUAUUUUCUCUUCCCUAUAGGCAUAGCUAGCUGUGAGCAAUUGUGGUUUCACAGAACGUGAUCUUAUCAACUAUGGCGGAGAAACACAACAUCAAGAACCCAGCCGUGAAGCGGAUUCUCCAGGAGGUCAAGGAGAUGCAAUCAAACCCUUCCGAUGACUACAUGAGCCUCCCUCUUGAGGAAAAUAUAUUUGAAUGGCAAUUUGCGAUCAGGGGGCCUCGUGAUACUGAAUUUGAAGGUGGUAUUUAUCACGGACGGAUUCAGCUGCCUUCAGAAUAUCCCUUCAAACCUCCUUCGUUUAUGUUGCUCACACCUAGUGGCCGUUUUGAGACCCAAACCAAGAUUUGCUUGAGCAUAUCAAAUCAUCACCCUGAGCAUUGGCAACCAUCAUGGAGCGUAAGGACUGCUUUAGUUGCAUUGAUUGCAUUCAUGCCCACCAACCCAAAUGGCGCGUUGGGCUCAUUAAACUACAAGAAAGAAGACAGGUGUGCCUUGGCCACUAAAUCCCGGGAAGCACCUCCAAAAUUUGGAACUCCUGAACGUCAAAGACUGAUUGAUGAGAUACACGAGUAUAUGCUAAGCAAGUCAUCCCCUCUUCCACAACUUGCCCCCUCACAAGCUUCUGAAGAACAAUCCAAAACUGAGGAGGCCAAGGCCCAGGUUAAUUUGGAAAAUCCCGAGGCUUUACCCGUGGGAGCGGAGAUUCCAGAUCAAGCAGGCGACAGAAUUGUUGAAGAACAAGAACUGCCUGUCAAUGCUAAUCCUAACCCUGCAGGAGUUGAAGCUUCAAUGGAGAGUUCAUCCAGUGUCUCAAGUAACCAGUUGCUCCAAAAGUCAGAUGCAAGGGUUCAAAAUCUGAAACCAGAUACAAGGGUUCAAAAACCUGACGAUCGAUUGUUCACACUUGCUGCUAUUGGACUUGCUAUAGCAAUUGUGGUUCUUUUGCUGAAGAAGUUCAUUAAAUCUACAGAAUAUGGUGCUGUUUUCAUGGAUGAAUCUUAGAUGAAUCUUUGUUCAUGUUGGCUUCAAUAUCAAGAUUCUUAGCCCAUGGUAUAGUCGAUAGGAAAAUUUAGCACUUCUGUGAUAUUUUAUGAUCUUUGAAUUGUACGUUAUGUCUUGUAAUUAUGGCAAUACUAAUAUCGAUAUACUACAGCUUUGAGUUAGUGAGCAAGGGUCUACUUUUUUGAGAAGGGUCUACUAUGUGGUACAGUUAUAAUGCCUUAUUGUUUGCUUAUGACUCCUGAUUUAUGUAUACUAAUCGAAAGUACUCAUUAAUGACAAAAAGGUCGGAUAAACAACUUCGUGGCUUA
Molecule: messenger RNA, 1386 nt
Organism: Glycine soja
Lineage: Eukaryota; Viridiplantae; Streptophyta; Magnoliopsida; Fabales; Fabaceae
Product: ubiquitin-conjugating enzyme E2 32-like
Exons: 5
Coding region: 149-1078 (309 amino acids)
Source: RefSeq, a predicted model, not a curated record